UUCGCGAACGAGCCAUCACUACCACACAUCCAGUGCUAAGCACAAGUGAGAUAGGGCUCUGCUUCGUUCAUCACAGGCUCGCACACCCUGUCAUUUCCAGCCAUUCAUUCUGCCCUCCCUCGCUUCGGCGCACGCUGCAUUCCUCUGGUUGCUUUUGGAUAGCGCAUAGCGAUGUUUCUCUGCAGAACGGCCUGGCAAAGAUGUGGGCAUUUGGCAAGGAAGUCAGCCUACCAGUUAUCUAGAGAUGUACUGCCACGGCGACAGAUGUCGUCGCUCCCCGGUGGUACUGGUGAUAACAUCAUCUAUGCCCUGCUGUGUGGUGGGGCCUUCGCUGGAGCUGUCGCCUAUACGUACAACACUGUGACCACAGACCACGCCAGAUUCACCGACCGUGUAGCGGAUAUCAACGCUCGUCCCAAGACCGAGUGGGUUCCCAAACCAUGGCCCCCCAAGAGCAGGGAUGAGGAAGAGGAGGGUGAGGAAGCAGUAGCUGAUGGAGAGGAGGAAGCAGAGGAGGCGGCGGCUGGAGAGGAGCCUGCAGCUGAAGAGGCUGUAGAGGCGGAAAACGUAGCAGAACUUGCUGAAGAGACCGAGGCAGUCUCUGAAGAACCUGCUGUGGAGGCAGCAGUAGAGGAAGUGGCUGUAGUAGAAGCAGAGACUGUGGUGGAGGAGGUCGCAGAGGCUGUCGCCGAGGCUGCUGAAGUCAUCGCCGAGGUUGCUGAAGAGGUCGUUGAGGUGGCCAAGGAAGUAGAGGCGGCAGCAGAGGAAGUGGUCAUAGUGGCCGAGGCCGUGGAGGAUGCUGCAGAGGCCAUUGCCGUGCCGGCCUUCCCCGAGGAAGCGGUUGCUGUGGUAGAGCCAGAGAGCAAUGUGGCACCAGUCGCUAUGGCUGCAGCCUCUGCUUUGGCGGUGACAACAGUCGCUAAAGUAGUUUUAGAAGUCAAGGAGGCUGCCCCUGUAGAGGUCCCAGCUGCAGAAGAAGCCACUCCAGUCGAGGCCGCACCCAUAGAAGAGGCUCCAGCUGCAGUCGAAGAAGCUCCAAUUGAGGCUGCCGCAGCAGAGAUUGUGGAGGCAGACGCUGCUCCUGUGGAGGCAGACGCUGCUCCUGUGGAGGCAGACGCUGCUCCUGUGGAGGCAGACGCUGCUCCUGUGGAGGCAGACGCUGCUCCUGUGGAGGCAGACGCUGCUCCUGUGGAGGCAGACGCUGCUCCUGUGGAGGCAGACGCGGCUCCUGUGGAGGCAGACGCGGCUCCUGUGGAGGCAGACGCGGCUCCUGUGGAGGCAGACGCGGCUCCUGUGGAGGCAGACGCGGCACCUGUGGAGGCAGACGCGGCACCUGUGGAGGCACACGCGGCACCUGUGGUGGAAGAUGCGGCACCUGUGGUGGAAGAGACGCCAGCUGCUAAGGAGUACAUUGUCGUGGUGCUGGACGGAGCGAGCAAGUCAGACAAGAGGCCCAAAGUCCUCGGGAUUGGCCCCAUGACCGGCAGGAUUAUCCCAGACGAAGACGAGGCCCCUGCUGCUGAGGUAACAGGGCAAGCGACGGCUGCUUAGGAUACAGAUGCAGUUGAACCAACUGACAGUAAGCACUUGGAGCCCCUGGAUGAUAUAUCUACUCUGAGGAAGACAAGGGAUGUGCCUUCCCCCACACUUGAACCCUUCCACACACUUUGACCCCUAACCCCUGACAGUCUACCCUUGAUUUUUAUCUGUAGUAUAAAACUUUUCUCCCUGUCUUGCAUCAGGGAAUUGUCUGUGUAUAUGUUCAGAUAAUAACUGCUUUAUGGAAACAAACAUCUGAUAUAUUAUUUUGAUGUACUCCACCAGUUCCAAGAAGAGGUACAUCUUCCUCUUGUAUCACAUUGGAGACGUUUAGAAAUGGUCCAUCUACAGUGCCUUGCGAAAAUAUUCGGCCCCCUUGAACUUUGCGACCUUUUGCCACAUUUCAGGCUUCAAACAUAAAGAUAUAAAAC
This is a messenger RNA of Oncorhynchus nerka (sockeye salmon), 1970 nucleotides long. RefSeq names its product fibrous sheath CABYR-binding protein. Gene Ontology annotation, cellular component: mitochondrion. The coding region runs from base 172 to 1551 and encodes 459 amino acids. Gene Ontology annotation, biological process: anterograde axonal transport. The record is from RefSeq and is a predicted model, not a curated record. Lineage: Eukaryota; Metazoa; Chordata; Actinopteri; Salmoniformes; Salmonidae. The transcript is spliced from 8 exons.